Messenger RNA from Dermacentor silvarum, 1297 nucleotides. RefSeq lists its product as uncharacterized. Bases 71 to 1270 code for a protein of 399 amino acids. Lineage: Eukaryota; Metazoa; Arthropoda; Arachnida; Ixodida; Ixodidae. The record is from RefSeq and is a predicted model, not a curated record. The transcript has 4 exons.
CGUGCACUCUCUGCGCUCGCUUUGUACAGAGCGCGCCUCGGCGUUGUACCGGCUUGGCUCGCCGCAUGUGAUGCGCGGACUGUGGCGCCUGUCGGGUCUGGAGCUUCAGCAGCUGGCCGACAGCGUGGUCAGCCAGUCUCCCUUGCGACAGGUGGCCUGGUGGGACCUGGCGCCGCUGUUCGUGCCCCACAGGCUCCACGAGCUGCUCCUCGACAGGCUGCUGAUCGCGCACGGCGACCUGCGAGCUUUGCUCGGCGCCAUCGAGCCGACAGUGCUGACGCGGCUGCGGGUCACCAAGAUCCGGUGCACGUGCCAGGUGAAGAGGAACGUCAGUUCUACAUCUGGCAUCCACUUGGGCUUGGGCGAGGCGUGCGCGACGCAGUACAGUGAGGACGUCGAACGCCUGGCGGGAUUGCUGGCCGAGGCCAAAUCCUUGCAGGAGCUGGCGACCGACCUGCCGGUCAACGUGGGGCGUCUGGCCGCAUCCGGUCCGUACGAGGCCCUGAAGCGCGUCCGCCUGGUGCGGGUGACGUCGUCACUGGUGAACCCCGGGGGCCGCCCCACGUACGACCGGUACUUCCUGUCGAGGAGGGAGGUACUGUCGCUGCUCCAGCAGAUGCCAGCGCUGCGCGAGCUACGCUGCGAUGCGUCGCAAGCCAUCGGCUCGCUGGAGGACGGCGAGCUGGCGCUGUUCGCGCGCCUGGAAGUGGUCCACCUGCUGCACGAAGCGCCCGAGGCAAACGCCUCGAGUGAGGAGCCCUUCGCGCCCUGCGCGCAGUUUCUCGUCGCGCACUGCCCCAACGUACGAGAGGCGCUGGCGGACGCCUGUCCCGCGCUGGAAUCACUGGUAGCGCGGUGCUUCCUCCGGCGGAGCAACCAGCCGGUUACAAGGGACGACCGCGGCAUACGCCAGCCGCCUCCCUCGCCGCCCGGCGCCGUGGCCAGGACCCUGUCAUCGCUGGCGGAUAUCGAGCUGGUCACCCUGAGGGACGCCGCGGCGCUGAUGCCGCUGUGCCCCGAGCUGCGCACUAUCACGCUCACGCUGCCCCACAUGGAUCCCGCGGACGCGCACGAGCUGGCCGACCUGUGCGAGCGCUGCCCGAAGCUCGAGCGCAUCACGCUCAACCUGAUGGGCUCUUACCCGCACCUCACGGUCGUCCACUUCUUGCAACGCGUCGCACGCGUGCCUCAAGUGCAAGUCUUUGUCGUGAAAACACCAGACGUGUACACCGACCUCAACACGGCAGGUCCUGCCAACCAGGACCUAUGAAGAUAAUGCACUGCAAUGACAGCUAAG